AUGCAAUGGGCCAUCGACUUAGUGGGUCCCUUGCCACCGACGCCUGCCAAGAAAGAAAUUAUGAUCGUCGCCACCGACUACUUUACUAAAUGGAUCGAGGCCGAAGCUCUAUCCUCUACUAAAGAAGCCGAUGUGGAGCGAUUCAUCUGGAGAAAUAUCAUCUGCCCACAAAACAAACAGUUGUCCAUAAGCAGCGUCCUUCGGGAGACGCAGGGCAACGACCAGAAGUGUCCUUCGGGAGACGCAGCCCAUAAAAAGCGUCCUAAGGGAGACGCAGGGUGCGCCAGGAAUUUCCUAAGGGAGGAGCGUCCUAAGGGAGACGCAGGGCGACGACUAAAAGCGUCCGUUUGGAGACGCAGCCCACUAAAAAAGCGUCCUAAGGGAGACGCAGGGUGCGCCAGGAAUUUCUUAAAAGGAGGUCUCCAUGCCUCCUGCGGGAAGUAUCCAGGUUCCUAUCCGUUUCCUAAGGGAGGCAGGAUAGUCAUACAGUUGCCCAUAAGAGCGUCCUUAGGGAGACGCAGGGCGACGACUAAAAGCGUCCGUUUGGAGACGCAGCCCACUAAAAAAGCGUCCUAA
Prunus armeniaca (apricot) is the source of this 576-nucleotide messenger RNA. The record is from the annotation of a GenBank genome assembly. Lineage: Eukaryota; Viridiplantae; Streptophyta; Magnoliopsida; Rosales; Rosaceae.